Messenger RNA from Gasterosteus aculeatus aculeatus (three-spined stickleback), 1223 nucleotides. The record is from RefSeq and is a predicted model, not a curated record. NCBI's taxonomy places the organism in Eukaryota, Metazoa, Chordata, Actinopteri, Perciformes, Gasterosteidae.
GUCGACACCAGAGAGGACAGGAAGAGGAAGGGAGGCCGUGACUCUCGUCACGUCUCGUGAGGUCUGAUCUCAGUCUGCAGCACAGACGUCAUGGAGGUCACAGCUCUCUGCUUCACCCUGAUGGUGGAGCUGCUGGUCCUGCUGGUGGACCCCCGUUGCUUUGCUGCUCUUCCUCGGGUUCGUCCAGACAGACUGCAGUUCUUUGAAUAUGAGAACGUGACUGUAGACUGUGCAGCGUUCUCUGGAUCGACUGAAUGGAGAGUGAUGAGGAAACUGAACCAAACCCAACCAAAGAGGUCUGUCAGCUGGAACUCGUCGUCCCCGUCCGUCUCCAUCCAUCCAGCCUUUAGUUAUGACAGUGGAGCGUACUGGUGUGAAGACUCGGAGGGGAGAACCGGUGAUGCCCUCAGCAUCACCGUCACCGAUGGGUCCGUGAUCCUGGAUGUUCCUGCUCGCCCUGUGGAGGAUGGAGACCACCUGGUCCUCUGCUGUACGAUGAAAGAUCUUAAAAUCAUCGCUGAUUUCUACAGAGACGGCUCCCACCUGGGGACGCGGUAUGACGCCACGCUGACGCUCCCAAACGUCUCCCAGGGGGACGCAGGACUCUACUGGUGCAGCGUCUCUGGAGCCGGGACCUCCCCACAGAGCCGGCUGGGGGUCCGGAAGCAGGCUGAAGCAGCAGAUGAGGAGACUGGUCACCUGACCUCCACCCACCCCACCCAACUGACCCCCACCCACCCGCCUCUCCCCCUCACCGGCCCCUCCCCUCUGCUCGGGGUGGUGGUUUGCGUGUUGGUGGGGGCUCCGCUGCUGCUGCUGGGGGGACUUCUUCUCUGUAGGAACCGUGAAGCAGAAGCAGAGGUGUCUUCAGCAGGUUCCCCGGAGGAGACGCUCCUCUAUUCCAUAGCCUACUAUCGGCUUGGCGGCGAGGCUGAAGGCCGGAGGAGACAACCUGCCCGAAGUUCUCCUCCUGUGUGACGCCGAGGAGGCCUCAGGGUCUCCCUGCAACGCCCGCUUGGUACGCUGCAAGAUGCCUCCAGCUUUUUCAAUUUGUGUUUGUACAAAAGAUGGUUUCUGGAUUUUAAAUUACCUGCAAAAGUUUUCUUUCCAGUAUGAAAUUAUUAUUUUUAAGAGUGACUGAAUCUAUCUGAAUCUUUUCAUGGUCACUGAUCAGCUGAUCGCUCCCUGAAGGUUCGGCACUAAUAAAGACGCUGCUGCUGAAA